AUGCCCCCCCCACCCUGGGCGAUUGCCGCUCCUGUCCGACACUUGGGCUGCUUGCGCAUCGACAUGCUAUCCGUGACUUGGAACCGAUUCCAAGAGGAGGUCAUUCGUUACAUCGGCCGUGGGGACGAUCAAGCCCUAGUUCGCGUUUUGCGCGGAGCCAACGAGCGGGGGGAACUCCAAUGGCAGGCGAUGCUAUCCGGCGAUCCCCAUUACACUCCGGGAAACAAGAUAACGAUUCGAGGCGACUCGGAUUUUAAGUGCUUUGGGGUGGCCGCUUACGAACUCUUCCCCAACAAAGUCUUAGUGAAGUUGGUUAUGCGUGAUCCAUCCGACGAGACACCCGCGGGUGUCAUAGCCGAUCCCGUCAAACGACCUCGCGGAGUUGGGCCCAGUGAUGUGGUCCGCCCGCCAAAUGGCAUUCCUUGCGCACCUCCAUCGGAAAAGGAAAAUAAUUCGGGCAACGGAGGGAUGGCCGCUCGUGCCAUCACUGAUGACGGCUCGAACAGAGCCAAGAAGAAAAAUAAAUUAAAUGGCCCAGGGGAAUUGGGGCCCGUGGCCGCCGCGCAUACGGCUAAUCUAGCGGGCAUCGGGGCCACUGGAUCAGCAUCCGACAAGUUUAGCAAGGGCAGAGGAAAGGGUUAG
Molecule: messenger RNA, 642 nt
Organism: Puccinia triticina
Lineage: Eukaryota; Fungi; Basidiomycota; Pucciniomycetes; Pucciniales; Pucciniaceae
Exons: 5
Coding region: 1-642 (213 amino acids)
Source: RefSeq, a predicted model, not a curated record